Molecule: messenger RNA, 2815 nt
Organism: Ceutorhynchus assimilis (cabbage seed weevil)
Lineage: Eukaryota; Metazoa; Arthropoda; Insecta; Coleoptera; Curculionidae
Source: the annotation of a GenBank genome assembly
AAAAAAAAAUAUGAAAAUAAACAAAUUCUAGUGUUUCGCAUUUCUUUUGCUCCAAAAGUUUCGGGUCACUCUGUGAUAGUUCAGCGCUCUCCUUACUCUAGAACAGAUGGCAAAAAAUCUUGCUCCGAAGUUUGACUCUACUCCAAUUCAGAAACCUAACCUCAAAAAACUUUGAAAUAUUUAAAAAUAAAUAAAACAAUGAAUUUUGUGCUCAAAACACUCAGAUCUAACUCAAAAGUCCUAUUCCGUGACAAUGCCGUUUUGUUCAGUACAAACUCGUGUCUGAGGCAAGGGCACAAGCCCUUAUUGAGAAAAGAGGCCCCUUCCUACAAAAAAGUCCACUCUUAUGGAUGGAUCAUGUUGGUAAUCCCUGCAGCCUCUUUUGGUUUAGGAGUGUGGCAAAUUCAAAGGAAAUCUUGGAAAGAAGAACUGAUUGAAGAAUUGCAAGAAAAGUCUGCCAGUGCCCCAAUAGAGUUGCCUACAAAUCUGGACGAGUUACAGCAGCUAGAGUAUCGUCCAGUUAUUGUAAGAGGCACUUUCUUGCACGAUAAAGAAAUUUACAUGGGACCUAGGUCCAUAAAAGAAGACAAACAUAAUUCCAGUUUAUUCAGUGAAGGUGGUAAUCAAGGCUAUUUGGUUGUGACACCUUUUAAAUUAGCAGAUAGAGAUGAAACAAUUUUGGUUAAUAGAGGCUGGGUGCCUGCAAAAAACAUAAAACCAGCUUCUAGGGCUAGAGGGCAAGUGGAAGGGGAUGUCAAUGUAAUUGGUAUUGUUAGGCUAAAUGAAAACAGGCCCAAUUUUGCCAUGAAGAACAAAGAGGGCAGUAAUUUGUAUUUUUAUAGGGAUUUAAAUUCAAUGUGUGCCUCAACAGGUGCCUCGCCAAUAUUUUUAGACCAAACCAUUGAUUACAAUGCCCCGGGUGGGCCUAUUGGUGGUCAAACCAGAGUGACUCUAAGGAACGAACACUUGUCUUAUGUUAUAACGUGGUUUUCUUUAGGUGCUGUUACUUCUUACAUGUGGUAUAGGAUGUAUUUGAAGCCACGUUGAUUAUAUUGUCAAUAUUUUAUUUAUUUUAAAGGCCAAAUAUAACAUAAAAAUAUUGUUAAAUUUCUAUGAGAAUUUCAAUUAACAUUCAAUUAAAUAGCUAUUAAUAUAACAAUUUUUAUUUUUGGCACCUAAUAAUUACAAUGCAUUAUUUUGGCCAACACCAUAUUUAGGCCUGAUUUUUUUUUUUAAUGGACAAUUUCAGUGUUGGGCCAAACAUCUACUUUCUAUAAUAAUAUAAUUACUCUAUAUAAGAUUCAUAUAAUUCUAGUUAUUUUCAUAUAAGUCUAUCUAAAAAGUGUAAAUUGUACAAUUUGGCUCAAUAUUUCAAUAAGGGUUGUUAAAAAUCUGUGGAGGGGUCAAAAUAUUUUUGUUAGCAAAAAGUUAACAUGGCAACAAUCAUGAAAUACAAUGGAGGACAGAGGGGAUAAAUACUAUAUUAUAAUAUAGGGAGGCACAAAAUUUAAAAAUAAUACCUUAUUUUGCCUCACCCUGUGUGGUAUAAUAGUACAUUAAAAUACAAGUUUCAUAAGACGUCAUUUUAUCGCACGAGCCCUAUAUUAGAAAACGAGCCGGAGGCGAGUUUUCUAAAGGGCGAGUGCGAUAAAAUGUCUUAUGAAACGAAUAUUUUAUACCAUUUUUUCUAUUUUGGAAUUGUUUAAUUAAAAAAAAACAAAUUUCUCUUGGAAUUUUAUUCUCAUAUUUCCUGAUUUCAUAGUUUAGGUUGGUAACACUACAUGCCAACUAUAGAAAUCUUCUAUUAUAAAAUCGCGAAUGACAGUUCGAUGGCCAUCAGUCAGCCAGUGUUACCAACCUCCGAUAAGUAAAAAAGCAGUGUCACAAAGAGCUUCUUUUCGAAACUACUUUUAGUGUCGAAAAGACUUCGAUAUGACACCAAAAUAGAAAAAUAUAUUUUUUACUUAAACUAAAUGCAUUACAGUCAAUAAUAUUCGAAAAAAAAAUUGGACUUACAACCUGAAGAAGUAAAGUGGAAAUGGAUGUAUAAGUUAUUUAUGGCAGUAAUUAUUAGAAAGGAUAUAUAUAUAUAUUUUUUUUAAUGGAGAAAUUACACACUUGGCAUCUCAAUUUGAUACACCCUGUAAUUUAAUCUUAGGUAUAGAGAGCUAAGUCAUUUUAAUAAUGUACUUUGGUUGGAUGAAAUAUAAGAAGCAAUUAGACUCUAGGGCCAGUAAUUUCAGGUACACACAAAAUAUUCCAGUUUCAGCUUCUUUCAACGAUUCUUAGCAACAAUACAAGUACAUACACCUAAAUAUAAUAUUUUAUUUUGCCCACUUAAAUAUUUCGUAGAAGCAUGAUUCUAAGUCUAAAAUUGAAACUUUCAUUUCUUUUUCGAAGAUUUUUUUGAACUACUACUGGUCAGACCGUUGUUGGUGGGAUGAUGCGGCACAGAUCCAUUGGCAAUUCUUGUAUAAGGACUUAUUUAAAAAAAUUUGAAAUUGCACCAGUCAACUAGCUUACCUGUUAUUCGCUCUAGGCACAGCCGCUCGUUGAUCUUCCAUUCUACCAGACUGAAAUCGCAUAAUCAAGGAAAAGAAAUCUUCGUCUGGCACAGUGGCGCCGCUUCUACCCGCUACAGGUUUUGGUUGUUCGUUUUCUUCAGUGUCAACUGAAGCGCUAACUGGAAGAGGCGAUCUUUGAUCGUCCAACCUGGAAUUUUGACAACGGACAAGUUGAUCUAAGAAAUGAUCGUCUGGUAUUGAAGAAUUUGAUCGGGAUUGGGCUAAUCGUUGAAGAGAUGAAGAUUGAAGAC